This is a messenger RNA of Gastrolobium bilobum, 1029 nucleotides long. Its product is annotated as F-box/FBD/LRR-repeat protein At1g78750-like. Lineage: Eukaryota; Viridiplantae; Streptophyta; Magnoliopsida; Fabales; Fabaceae. The record is from RefSeq and is a predicted model, not a curated record. Gene Ontology annotation, molecular function: protein binding. The coding region runs from base 1 to 1029 and encodes 342 amino acids. The transcript is spliced from 3 exons.
AUGCCUGCGAGUGUUCUAUGCCACAUUCUUUCUUUUCUACCAACCAAACAAGUUGUUGCAACAAGUGUUCUAUCUAAGAGGUGGAACCCUUUGUGGCGCUCAGUCCCUACGCUAAACUUCGAUCUUGACUACAACAACAAAAGCAAAAAGAAGUAUUACCGCUUUCUUCAGUCUUUAUACGAAGUUAUUCUUUCACGAGAUUCGAAUCAACCAAUCCAAACAUUCAGCAUCAAGUGCGCGACUUCACAUUGUGAACAAAGUAAUGUCAACGUAUGGGUUAAUGCUGCGCUCCAACGCAAUGUUGAGUACCUCGACCUCCUUCUGUCUUGCACUUCGAAUAUCAACUUGCCUUCCGCCGUUUUUAGACAUAGAACCCUCGCUGUUCUCAAGUUGAGGGGAUUAGCACUCAAAGCUACUUCAUCAAUUGAUUUACCCUCACUUAAAAUCCUGCAUUUGGACCUCGUUAGUUUUUCAGAAAGAAGAUAUUUGGCUGAACUUCUUUCUGAGUGUCCACUUCUUGAGGAUUUGGGUUAUCCUGUGAAUUUUGUGAUUGAUGAUCAAGAGAUGGAUAAGGGGAUUGGUGAUGACCCGAACCCGUAUGCCAAAGAUGUUAUACCAGUAUUUCACAAUUUAGUCCAUAUUGAACUCACCUACUUUCAUUAUACUAUGAAUUGGUUUGAUGUGAUAGAAUUGCUCAACCAUUGCCCCAAGCUUCAAAUUCUUGUUAUUGAUCAGAACUUCAACCUCGAUGAUUAUGAAGAGAUAGAUUUGCGAUACUCAGAUUCUAUUCCAAAAUGCAUUUCAUUACAUCUUAAAACAUGUCUUCUGAAUAAUUACAAAGGCUCAAAAGGUGAAGUUCGAUUUGCAAGAUAUGUGAUGCGAAAUGCAAGUAUUUUACGUACAAUUAAAAUAUUUGUUAGAGCUGGAAUAGUUCGAGAAGAGAAGAUCAACGAGUUCGAGAUGCUAAAAGAGUUAUCCUCAUGCACAAGGUGUUCACCAACUUGUGAACUUUCAUUUGAAAUAAUAUAG